Messenger RNA from Thamnophis sirtalis, 1758 nucleotides. Lineage: Eukaryota; Metazoa; Chordata; Lepidosauria; Squamata; Natricidae. The record is from RefSeq and is a predicted model, not a curated record.
AUGAAGACCCAGCCCUCCCAUCGCCGAGGGAAAGGAGAACAUCUGGAGAAGGAGCAGGAAGCCAGGCAGAUGCCUCCAGCACCCUCACCGUCUCAUCGCGUGGCGUGUCCCUUACUCAUAGUGGGCUUGCUUCUGAUAGUGGUAGCACUUGGGUGUUCCUAUGUCGCUCUUUUCCAGACGACAGACGGAAUGAAGAUGGAAAUGUUGGAGUUACGAAAGGGCGGGUUGGCCCUCAAGAACCGGGAUGGAGACGUCAUCUUCAGGUUGACCUUCCAAUCUGGCGUCCUUGACCUGGAGUCCUGCUUCCAGGGAACAGACGUGUUGACUUGUUCUAGGACAGAUAGAAGGAAAAUCCGUUUCGUGAUCAGAGCAAUUAAACCAAGGAGGACCCUGAGCUGCUACUCCAUCACCUGGGAAGAGUUUCUAGCAGAGACGGUGGUGGAGCACAAAAUGUUCUUGGGAGAUGCCUCCUGGUAUGGAGGCUAUGAGAUGAGUGUCCAGCAUUGGCCAUUCCAGCUGCCAGGAGACCAGGAACCCAUGCCUUACGUGACCAGCGAUGUCUACUCUUUUCGGAAGAGUUUCGGGGGUGUCCUGGAGAGAUAUUGGUUGUCCUCCAAAGCGGUAGCUUUCAAGAUUGAUGACUCGGUUCCUUUCCACCUCGGCUUCAACGCCACGGAACCCUCUCUUGUUUUCCAAGCCAAGUAUACAGAUUCUCCAUAUGGUUCUUUGCUGGAGAAUCAAGCUUUUCCAAGGUUAUGUUACCAUGUCUGCGCGUCUCCUGACAUGGCUUCCACCCACAAAUACAUGUCCCAGAAUUAUUUCAGGAGACCUUUGAAGGUUCCGUCAGAACAGAUGUUCAGGUUUCCAGUCUGGUCCACUUGGGCCCUCUACAAAAAGGAGAUUGAUCAAAAGAAAGUUCAGGAAUUCGCCCAAAUGAUCCUGAAGCACGGAUUUAAAGCCAGCCAUAUUGAAAUCGACGACAUGUACACGCAGAGUUACGGAGACUUCGACUUCGACAUCUUGAAGUUCCCUCGGGCAGCAGAAAUGUUUGAAAAUCUUAAGAAAGGCGGGUUCAACGUUACAGUUUGGGUCCACCCCUUUGUCCACGAGAAAUCACCCAACUUUAAGGAAGGAAUCGAGAAACGUUUCUUUGUCACGCAACGAAACGAGGGGUCUCCCGCCAUGGUGAAGUGGUGGAAUGGAAUUGGCGCCAUCUUGGAUUUCACCAACCCUGCCACCCGAGAUUGGUUUCACGCUCACUUAAAGGAACUUGGCUUAAAAUAUGGCAUAUCCUCCUUCAAGUUUGAUGCCGGAGAGACGUGCUACCUUCCCAAAGAGUUCACCACCUUCCAGCCUCUUCUGGAUCCAAGCACUUGGUCCAGGUAUUACGCAGAAAUGGCCAGCCCUUUUUAUGAACUUGCAGAGGUUCGUGUGGGGUACCAGACGCAACAUAUCCCGUGUUUUGUCCGUAUUAUUGACCGGGAUUCAAUCUGGGGAUACGAGCUUGGGUUAAAAUCCAUAAUUCCCACAGUUCUAAGCAUUGGUCUUCUGGGAUACCAUUUCAUCCUACCAGAUAUGAUCGGUGGGAAUUUUAUCCCAGGUAAAACAGACGGGGCUUUGGAAAUCCCGGAUCGGGAACUCUACAUCCGUUGGCUGGAGUUGUCCGCCUUCAUGCCGUCCAUGCAGUUCUCCAUCCCGCCUUGNCUCCAGUCCCCUAAUUUAGUUAAAGUAUUCCUUAUUUUCCACAAUUACGAGUGA